CAAAAACGUGGACAUUUGUCAUAUCUCGGGGAUUCCCAAUAAUCUAUUAAUUAAAAAAAAAAUUAAAAAAAAACAUAUAACGAAGCAAAUCAAAGGAUAAAUCAACGCUCAGUUUGAGAAAGCACUUUUCAGCUCUGAUGAGCAGCUAUGGGAUGCUGUUAUUCACGACAUCAAGACGAGGACGUACCUCCGAAUAUACAUAAAAGAGCAACAAAACAUUCCUAUAAACGAAAAGCAGCAAAUAAACAAAUAUCAACCGACAUUACUCGUGAAUCUUCAAACCCAACCUGUUAUGAAGAUAAUGAAAAGGUUGUGGAUUUAGAUGGACUUCGGCCUCGCGUAUUUUAUAGAUGUCUUCCUAUUGGUCUAGUUGUAGAUGAUCCUGGUAUAUUUGCUUUACAACAUCCCAAAUCACUUAUCAAUUCUGCUUCUGAUCCAAUCCAAUUCGUCGAUGUUACUGACAGAAACGAGGAAGUAAUGCCAAAUAUCAACAUAAUUCCUAAUGCACCUCCUCCACCAGUGUUACCUUUAUAACCAGCUUAAAGUUUUAUACACAUGUAAUGUUGCUUACUCUGAAAAGUGAAAAAAAAAUAUGCUGCAUCUUACAGUUUUCACAAUAAUCAAGGCAUAUGCAAGCGUUCAGUAGAGGAAUGAAGCAAUAUUUUUUACAUCAUUUACUGUGUAACUUUAA
Messenger RNA from Saccostrea cuccullata (small rock oyster), 691 nucleotides. RefSeq lists its product as uncharacterized. The transcript is spliced from 3 exons. Bases 148 to 534 code for a protein of 128 amino acids. The record is from RefSeq and is a predicted model, not a curated record. NCBI's taxonomy places the organism in Eukaryota, Metazoa, Mollusca, Bivalvia, Ostreida, Ostreidae.